Molecule: messenger RNA, 975 nt
Organism: Entrophospora candida
Lineage: Eukaryota; Fungi; Glomeromycota; Glomeromycetes; Entrophosporales; Entrophosporaceae
Source: the annotation of a GenBank genome assembly
UGUUAUUGUGGUACAUUUUACCGGGGAAUUGGAUUGAGGGCGUUAGAUUGAGAAAUAACAAAGUUUUAAAGUAUAAAGAGAAUGGAUUCAAAACUUUAAUUGUCACCUUUACAUUAUUAUUAAUUAGCUCUUAUUUUUGGGGAUAUGAAUUUUUAUUGAUAAUUAGUGAUAAAUAUAUACAGUUUAUGACAUCAUCAAUAAUAGUAUCAUUCAUACUAUCAGUGUUUGUUUACGUUAACAGCUUUAGAAAUGAUAAAGAUUCAGUAUUAUUAUCAUUAGGUGGCAAUUCUGGAAAUAUAAUUUAUGAUUUUAUGAUUGGCAGAGAACUGAAUCCAAGAAUCCAAGAUUUUGAUAUAAAAUGUUUUGUAGAGCUGAGACCAGGAUUGAUUUGUUGGCUGUUGGUAAAUAUUUCAAUGGCACUAAAACAAUAUGAUGAAUUGGGAACGCUGACAUUUGGGAUGUUGUUUAUUUUGAUUUUUCAAGGAUGGUAUUGUGUUGAUUCAUUGUACAACGAGGCAAAUGUUCUUACAACAAUGGAUAUUACAACUGAUGGAUUUGGUUGGAUGUUGGCAUUUGGAAAUCUGAGUUGGUUGUCUUUCUUGUACCCAUUACAAUCUCGUUACAUCUCUUUACAUCCAAAAGAUUUGUCAAUAUUUGAAAUUGUCCUUGUUAUGACACUUCAGCUUAUUGGCUACUCAAUAUUUCGAGAAUUUAUUGAAACUGAAGCUGGAUCUAAGUUAAUAAUCUCUGGUUGGUGGGGAAUCUCUAGACACAUAAAUUAUUUAGGUGAUUGGUUAAUGGCUUGGGCUUGGUGCUUAACUUGUGGAUAUGAUGAUAUUUUUCCAUAUUUUUAUGUGGCAUAUUUUGGUGUAUUACUUAUUCAUAGAGAAUUGCGAGACGAAGAAAAAUGCAGAAAAAAGUAUAAAAAAGAUUGGGAUAAAUAUUGUGAAAUUGUUAGAUGGAGAAUUAUACCUG